ACGCCGCACCGCGUAGGAUUGUCAUGUUCCUUCAGUGAACACCGGGGCGCCACGGCAAACAUCUCCGCCGGUUGCGCCACGCGAGCGGUCUCGCCUGGCUCGAUAGCUUUGCGCUGCUCCAGAAUCAUCUCCGGCCUCUCCGCACUCCACAGCAAUGGCGGAAACUCCUCUGCAUCACUCCACGGAUCCGUUCACAGACGGCGAGCACAGCGGGCACGACCCUGCCGUGCCCUCGUCGGACAUCUCAACGUGCGGUCCGGACGACGGCAUCCCCGUCGUCGAUUUCGACGUCCUCGUCAACGGCGCGGCCGAUCGACGGGCGCAGGCGAUCCGGGACCUCGGCCGGGCAUGCGAGGACUGGGGCUUCUUCAUGGUGAUCAACCAUGGGGUGCCAGAGGAGCUCAAAGAGGCAGCAAUGGAGACAUGCAGGGAGCUGUUCAGCUUACCGGAAGAGGAGAAGGCGGAGUACUUGGAGGCCAGGCCCAUGGAUCCUAUACGAAUCGGGACGGGCUUCUUCUCUGUCGCGGACGGCGUCAGGUACUGGAGGGACUACCUGAAGAUGUUCGCGCACCCUGAGCUCCAUUGCCCUGCAAAGCCACCAAAAUUAAGGGACGUUGCUGCAGAGUACUCGGCGAAGACGAGAGGCCUGCUGCUGGUGCUCGCCAAGGCAAUCUCCGAGAGCUUGGGCCUCGACGGCGGUCGAAUUCCGGAGGCCACGGACCUCGAGUCGUGCUUCCAGAUUCUCGUCGCCAACCAUUACCCGCCGUACACCGGUCCGGGCGGCGCGGGCCUGGGGCUGCCCGCGCACUCCGACCACGGCUUCCUCACCCUGCUCUUCCAGAACGGCGUCGACGGGCUCCAGGUCGAGCGCGACGGGCGGUGGCGCCUCGCCAAGCCCCUCCCUGGCGCGUUCUUCGUCAUCGCCGGCGACCAGCUGGAGAUCGUGAGCAACGGGAGAUACAGGGGCGCGCUCCACCGCGCGGUGGUCGGUGGCGAGCGCGCGAGGAUGUCCGUGGUGAGCAUGAUCUCGCCGUGCCUGGACGCCGUGGUCGAGCCGAUCCCGGAGCUGGUACCCGACGGCCGGGGCCUCGAGUUCCGGGGCGUCAGGUACCGGGACUACAUGGAGCAUCAGCAGAGCAACAAGCUCGACGGGAAAGGAGCGCUGGACUUCGCCAGGGUGCAGCGUGACAUCGCAGCCUGAGAACUGAGGUCGAACGGAACUGCUCAGCUAAAGCGAUGAUGGGCCGUCCUACUUGAGAUAGAUUAACGGGCCUUCCUCUUGUUCCUAGUAGUAGUCGUCCCGCCUCUGUUGGCAGCCCAUAGUUAAGCUUUUGGGGGCAUGGCCGCAUGGGGAGGCACACAGGCCACAGCCACACAACCUAUUUCCCCCUAUGGUCUUUAUUUCCCUGCAAUUAGCUUUUUAAUUAGAAGCAAACCAAAUUUAGGCCAUGUCUAAUCGUUUUCCAUGUUCUUAGAUGCAUGCUGGUGCUUAGUGUUUGCUACAAACCUAGUUUAAUUGUUGGUUGCAUUUACUUGGAACUUCA
Panicum hallii is the source of this 1544-nucleotide messenger RNA. Its product is annotated as flavanone 3-dioxygenase 2-like. The record is from RefSeq and is a predicted model, not a curated record. Bases 155 to 1201 code for a protein of 348 amino acids. The transcript is spliced from 4 exons. NCBI's taxonomy places the organism in Eukaryota, Viridiplantae, Streptophyta, Magnoliopsida, Poales, Poaceae.